AUGGUAUUCGUUCUUGUGAUAAGUAUUUGUUUUGCAGCUGAGGAGUACAGCAGAGGGGAUUUCCCGGAAGGGUUCGUAUUCGGAGCAGGAACAUCGGCUUAUCAGGUUGAAGGAGCGGCGGACGAGGAUGGCCGGAGCCCCAGCGUGUGGGACACAUACGCCCACCAGGGGUACGCCGGGGGAGCGACAGGGGAUGUCGCCGUCGACCAGUACCAUAAGUACGAGGAAGACGUCCGGCUGAUGGCCGGAAUGGGGCUGGAUUCCUACCGAUUUUCCAUCUCUUGGUCCAGGCUCAUCCCUGGGGAAGGUGGGAGAGGAGCUGUGAAUCCCAAAGGCGUCCAGUACUACAACAACCUCAUCAAUGAACUAAUCAGCCACGGUAUCCAGCCGCAGGUGUCAUUGUACAACUACGAUCAUCCUCAGGUUCUUGAGGACGAGUACGGAGGAUGGGUUAGCCGGAAAAUGGUGGGAGAUUUCAGAGAUUAUGCAGAGGUGUGCUUCAGGGAGUUCGGGGACAGAGUCGGUCACUGGACGACGGUAAACGAGGCCAACAUCUUCGCCUCGGGGAGCUACGAUCAAGGUAUGACGCCUCCACAUCGCUGCUCUCCGCCAUUCGGCAUCACGAGCUGCGCUCAAGGGAAUUCCAGUACAGAGCCGUACUUGGUCCUCCACCAUAUCCUUCUGGCACAUGGAUCCAUCGUCCAAUUGUACAGGCACCAUUAUCAGGGGAAGCAAAGGGGGGUGAUCGGGAUGACGCUCUACGCUUUCGGUUUCGUUCCUUACACCAACUCUACAGCAGAUGUAGCGGCGGUCAAGAGGGCCAAGGAGUUCUUCCUUGGAUGGGCCGCGAAUCCUCUGGUAUAUGGAGACUACCCAGAGGUGAUGAAGAGGAAUGUAGGCUCCAGACUCCCAAGCUUCACGAGCGAGGAAUCGAAACUAGUUAAGGGAUCCUUCGACUUCCUCGGCCUCAUACACUACAUGCAGAUGCCCGUCAGAGACAAUCCUAGCAGUCUGAAUUUGGAGCUACGAGACCUCAACGCCGAUGUUGGCGCGCAAAUGAUGGUGGACCAGGAAAGUUUUUCGGUUGGGUUCCCUGUGACGCCGGGGGCUAUGGGAGACAUUCUGCAGGACUUCAAGACGCUGUAUGGAAACCCUCCUCUUUACAUCCAUGAAAAUGGACAACUCGAGAGACGCAAUGCAACUCUGAAGGACACAGGCAGAGUGGAGUAUCUUCGUCUCUACAUUGGCGCUGUGUUGGAUUCCAUUAGGAAUGGGUGCAACGUGAAAGGCUACUUCAUGUGGUCGUUGUUGGACGUGUUCGAACUGUUGGGCGGAUUCCAGACCGGGUUCGGAUUGUAUUACGUGGACUUGGACGACCCGAACCUGACCCGAUAUCCUAAGCUCUCUGCCCACUGGUAUUCCCGUUUCCUCAAGGGAGCCACCGUCGGUUCCGCCGACGAUGUUAGUAAUGGCGCAUUUGAACUUGCCGCCGGCAAUUUCAGCCACCUAAUCACCACCCGCUCUCCACAUCGGCGUUCUACUUCCGGCUAGCCACACACAAGAUUCUGGAAGGUUACUCCGUUGUAGCACCCGGUAUUCUGUACCGUGUAUGUACGUUUCUAAAGCGUACAAGAGUAUGUUCGAUGUAAGAAAUAGUAAAUGGACAUGUUUGAAUGAAAGCAAUAUAAAAUAAAAUAUCUAAAAUAAAAAGUCAUACACCGUACAUGUACAGAAAACUGAGUUGCUGAACUAGCUAUUGUCGAACUGGAAGUUGAUCUGUGGAUUCUUUCGUUGAUUGUAAAAUUUCAAGGGUAGAAAUGGAUAUUUUGGUG
Molecule: messenger RNA, 1832 nt
Organism: Linum tenue
Lineage: Eukaryota; Viridiplantae; Streptophyta; Magnoliopsida; Malpighiales; Linaceae
Source: the annotation of a GenBank genome assembly